Molecule: messenger RNA, 4004 nt
Organism: Paramuricea clavata
Lineage: Eukaryota; Metazoa; Cnidaria; Anthozoa; Malacalcyonacea; Plexauridae
Source: the annotation of a GenBank genome assembly
AUGAAAAUAUGGGAUAUCCUGUCUGGUGAGCCAGUUGUCUUGUGUGGUGAUGGUCGAAACGAUUCACCAGGACACAGUGCAAAGUAUUGCAUGUAUGCUUUGAUGGAGCAACAUCUAGAUGUCAUUGUUGAUGUGGAAGUGGUGGACAAGCGUCAGACAGGAGGCAUAUCAACUAAUAUGGAAGUCUUUGGGUUAAGAACAAUACUGGAGAGAAUGGUUGGCAAAAUCAUCUUGUCUGAAAUAGUUACUGAUGCUUCGACUGCAGUGAUUGCAUUAGUCAGAAAGACGAAAGGUAACACAGAAAUUUUGUAUGAAACUAUUAGGAUUUGAUGAGGCUAACCAUACAAUCUGUUAAUGUCUCUUGUUAGUCUAUCAAGUCAUAGUGCAAAAUACUUAUGUUAUUUUACUAAUUCCAUAUGAUUUUACUUGCCAACUGUGGAAGUGUUGGAUUUUAAUGUCUUACAUUAUCCUAAUAUCCUUAAUGGCAGGGACCCAUGUACAGUAGGUAGUGAUCAAAAUAUAUUUGUGGUUUAUGUAGGUGAUACAACUACCUGAAAGUACAAGUAGACAAGGGUCUAAUUCACACAAACUGUUGAAGUUCUAUUUGUAUAUUGCAGCUAGUUCACCUAGUUGUAUCACUUACAGAACCACUUACAUUAUCCUUUAUAUCUAGACAGAUGCAAUGUUUAGUUUAACUGUUUCAGAGGGGCUUCUGAUAUUUCCUAGAAUGAUGUAUUUAGUAGCAGGGAAGGCAUUUAUGUCCAAAGUUUAUGGGUGUAGGUAAAACAUGGCCCAGUGUAUGGCCCUACCCUUGGCCCACCUGUUUUUUGUUUAAUUUUGAUGUGUAAAUUAUGUCAAAAUUAUUUUAACGUGUUGAGUUCAUAUACGUUUCAUAUAUAUUAUAAAAUAUUGAUUUGAGCUCAUUUCUAAAAUACGAAAUAAGUUUUGACCAGUCACCUGUGCGUUUUACGAUUAGUACAUAAUAUGGACUAUUACAUAAAGUACGAACAACCAAACAACACAUGAUCACGUGAGAGAAUCAAUGUCGGCCGCAUGGCGCACAACUGCAUCGUUUCAUGGGGUGAGUUUUUAUCGUUUCUUUUAGCUUUUUGCUAUCAAUACGACUUGUCUUGCAAUUUAAUGUUGAGAACUCUCUAACGUUUAUAAACGUUUGAAUUUUAGAAAAUCGUGUUUAAAAUAAAAAAAUGAAGCGAUCGAGGCGAGUUUGAAGAAUACAUUUGGACGUUGUUUAUAUGUUGAAAUAUUUACAUAUUUACACUUUACAGACUAGAUAAUUCCGAAUAUUCGGAAUCCGCAUAAUUUUGCAACUUUGGGAACUUUUUGACUUGUUUUCAAGUCUGCAAAUCCUGUGUUAUUUGUAUAUAAAAGGUUUCGAUCAUCAAUAACAUAAUAAUUAUCUAGUCUGUAAAGUGUAAAUAUUUCAACAUAUUUUAAAUAAACAGCGUCCAAAUCUGGUCAAAUGUAAUUCUUCAAACUCGCCUCGAUCGCUUCAUUUUUUGAUUUUAAACACGAUUUUCUAAAAUUCAAACGUUUAUAAACGUUAGAGAGUUCUCAACAUUACUUUCAUUAAAUUGCAAGACAAGCACCUGCUCGUAUUGAUAGCAAAAAGCUAAAAGAAACGAUAAAAACUCACCCCAUGAAACGAUGCAGUUGUGCGCCAUGCGGCCAACAUUGAUUCUCUCACGUGAUCAUGUGUUGUUUGGUUGUUCGUACUUUAUGUAAUAGUCCAUAUUAUGUACUAAUCGUAAAACGCACAGGUGACUGGUCAAAACUUAUUUCGUAUUUUAGAAAUGAGCUCAAAUCAAUAUUUUAUAAUACAUAUGAAACGUAUAUGAACUCAACACGUUAAAAUAAUUUUGACAUAAUUUACACAUCAAAAUUAAACAAAAAACAGGUGGGCCAAGGGUAGGGCCAUACACUGGGCCAUGGCCUAGGGCCAUGUUUUACCUACACCCUAUAAUAGUUCUGUUUGUGGAAACACCACGUAAAUUUAUUACUUAGACAAUAUGAUUUUUUUAAAAUAUAAUCCAUCGAUCUCCCAGGUUGUGAUUAAUUUAAAAUAUGUGGUCAACGCUAUGGCAAUCAGCACCUCACAGAGGCUGAGCUCAGUGCAUCUUUUAGGAAAUUUAUAGAUGACUGAAAAACUGAUGAAAACACAUCAAUAUAUUACAUUUAACAAUUGUAUAAUUAUUUCUUUUUGCAGAUAGUCCAUGUUACACUAUUCCAAGCAUAAAAGAACCAAAGGAAGAAUGUAGAAAAUGGUUAUUGGAGUUGUGCACUAAUUUUGUACAUACAUACUUGUUAGAGCGUGGAACUGUUUUACCAAUAAUCACAAGGAUUGAGGAGUUGAAUGAAGCAAGAAAUGGUGGAUAUGUUUGUCGUUUUGAAGGAUGUAACUACAAAUAUAUACUCCAUUCUGCCAGAGUAAAGUAAGUAAUUGUGAUUACCAGUACAUCAAAUUUACUUCAUCAUCUUUUAACUUCCCUCCCAAUGAUUUUGACUAAUGUCAUGGAUUUGUGAAAAUGAUCUUAAAUAUGAUGUUCUACGACAAUUAAAAGCAACUUCAUGCCCAUGACCUUAUCUCUGAUCGGGGAGCAAUAACCAUAGUUGGAGCUUAUUGUGUGAUCUGCUUCCAUUAAUUCUAAAUUAUUGGGAGAAAAACACUUGUACAUGUGGUGGAAGCUCCUUUCCAAAUUGACAUAAAAACACUAACAGGGGCAUAGGAAUGGGGGGGGGGCAGGGUGGCCAAGCCCCCCAAGUUUUGAAAAGUGCCCUUUUUCGGUGACGAAGUGACCUUUGUGUUCGUGAAAAAUGUUGUUCAAAUUGCUUUUUGCCUUUGAUUAAUGCCAACAUUUUCGGGAAAAUUUUUUUAAACACUUUCAUUCAAACACUUUCAGAUAUGAAGUUACAAAGCACAACCUUGUACUCUAAAGAUAUGAAGAUGGUGGGGAUGAAAAAGAUUCAUUUGGACACUGCCAGUUCUCAUGCGGACUUGUUUAUUCAUCAAAGGCAAAUUUAUAAGUUGCAUGGAAAUUAAUUAAAAGCAAGUUGUGGAAAGUCAGAUACCAAUUUUACCAUGAAUAAUCCUGAACGGUAAAUUAAUAGGGAUGUGAUUUUCCAUGACAACAGAUACAUCUAUACAUAUUCUAAAAUAUAUUUUAUUGCUAAACUAGAAAAUCACAAUAGCAACAUAAGUGACCCUACAUGUUUUUACAGUAAAAUUCUUACUUUUUUAAAAAUUAAUUUCUUCCAGACAUGAAAAAGCUAUACAUAGUAGAAGUUUCAAAGAGACGACAUGUGAUGCAAUUGCUCCACAAGUUCACAAUAAAAUAAAGGAAGACUAUAUUUAUAACUAUCACAGAGGAAAGCUUGCAUUUGGUCUGUUAUUAUUCGAGUUUAAUGAUGCAAUCAAGGAAGGGGAUGGACAAAGAUUAUAUGAACUAUACAAACUAGCCCUACUAAUGUACAAAGCAUACAGCAAAACAAAAUAUUCAUAUGUUGUUUUGUUAUACCUGGUGAAAAUAUCUGGCAUUUUGUCUGAAAAUGAUUCCCACAAUUUAAAAUGGAAUAGAUUUUUCAACAAACACGGGAAAAAUGCAGCAAACAUUCCAUUGGAUUUACGCAUGGAGCAGUUAAACAAAUGUGUAAAAUCAAUGUGGAGGGGACUUGGAGCCAAUGUGAAUGAAACAUAUGCUUCUAGGCUAGCAAGAACAACUGAGUAUGUGGAAAUGAUCUUGGAUUCAAUAGACAGAGAUUGUGAUAUUGGCGAAGCAAGUGGAUAUCGAUCAUCAGGCAAAUCAGAAGUUGCAGUGAAACAGAUUGCUACCGACUUACUCACCAUAAAGGCUUUCAAACACCAACCAGGCAGAAACGGACACAACUCAUUCGCCAAAUUUCCAUGUGACCUGCUUAAAAAUUUGGAUUAUAGAGACUUGCACUUGUGGAUGUCUGGAUUAGUGAAGACCUGGUAUACUUCUUUUUGA